Anastrepha obliqua is the source of this 3732-nucleotide messenger RNA. RefSeq names its product ATP-binding cassette sub-family D member 3 (gene Pmp70). Gene Ontology annotation, molecular function: ABC-type transporter activity; ATP hydrolysis activity; long-chain fatty acid transmembrane transporter activity. Gene Ontology annotation, biological process: peroxisome organization; fatty acid beta-oxidation; very long-chain fatty acid catabolic process. Gene Ontology annotation, cellular component: peroxisomal membrane. The transcript has 11 exons. The record is from RefSeq and is a predicted model, not a curated record. NCBI's taxonomy places the organism in Eukaryota, Metazoa, Arthropoda, Insecta, Diptera, Tephritidae. Bases 517 to 2493 code for a protein of 658 amino acids.
GCGCCUGUACAUCGUUUGGCAUUGCAGUUGGAUCAAGUGAAUGUGAUGUUAGAGCAAAAUUAGUGUUGCGCAAAUUAAUAUAAUUAAAAUGCUCAAAUAAGACCUUUUAACUCAUUGGAGACAGCGGCCCGGUAUUCGCAUAUCCUAUUAAAAGCACACGGUUUAAAAAAUACGGACGAUAAAAAUUUAAAAUUUGCUAGUGAUUUCACGAGACGGAAGUGAGUCCGUGCCACAUUCUUCAUACCUACAUAUUUAGUAGUGCGAAUGUUGCUUUUGUUUGUAGUGAAAAAAUAAGGCGGAAAUUCUAGAUAAGUGAAAAAAUUAAUAAGAUUAUUUUUUCGCUUUUUAGUUGACUAGAAUAAGGAGGCAAAACGAUUAAAAAAAGUAAAUUUUCUGGUCGGAUCCAACUGACUGAGGAUAUAGGCGAAGGAGUGUGAGUAGUGCACUUCACGUACAUAGUUACUUGUAGAAAAGAAAACAAGCGUUUUUUGUCGACUUUUGGCAGAAAAUCGCAACAUGGCACCAGCGCUAAGUAAAAUCACGCAAAAUCAGAGCGCCAUAGUGGGAGUGGCGGGCGUUUCGGCCGCUCUUUGGAUAAUUGCUUAUGGCAAAAUAUCCAGUAAACGUAGAAAACCGGGCUAUGAGGACAAAAUUCAAUAUACGAUUGCGGAAAAGAAAGAAAAAAAGGGCACUAAAGCACACGUCAAUGCAGUAUUCUUCAAGCAAUUACGACAGUUAUUACCAAUUCUCGUACCUCGCUUUUGGAGUGUGGAAAGUGGUUUGCUAUUUUUGGUAGCCGCCUCGCUAAUCGGUCGUUCUGUCAGUGAUAUUUGGAUGAUACAGAAUGCCACCGUCGUGGAGAGCACAAUCAUUCACAUGAACAAAGAUAAAUUCAAAUCGGCACUGCUAAAAUAUCUGGCCGCACUGCCAAUGAUAUCCGUUGUCACAAAUAUCCUAAAAUGGAGCUUGGGCGAAUUAAAAUUGAGAUUCCGAACAAAUCUAACUCAUCAUUUGUACAAUCAGUACUUGUGCGGUUAUACAUAUUAUAAAAUGUCCAAUUUAGAUAAUAGAAUAGCGAACGCCGAUCAGUUACUUACCACUGACAUCGAUAAAUUCUGUGAAAGCGCCACAGAUCUGUAUUCGAAUAUUAGCAAACCCGUGCUGGACAUAUUCAUCUAUGUCUACCGUUUGACAGUCAAUCUGGGUGGCAAGACACCUUCAAUACUUAUGUUGUAUUUGCUUUUCGCUGGCAUCGUUCUAACACGACUUCGACGUCCAACUGGACGCCUCACUGUUGAAGAGCAGAAAUUGGAAGGUGAAUUCCGUUAUGUCAAUAGUCGCCUCAUAACCAAUUCCGAAGAGGUCGCCUUCUAUCAGGGCAAUACACGCGAGAAGCUUACGCUGCUGGCCAGCUAUUCGAAAUUGCGUGCACAUCUGCGUAAAUUCCUGGAAUUCCGCGUUAGCAUGGGCAUUGUCGAUAAUAUUGUGGGAAAAUAUUUUGCCUCAAUUGUUGGAUUCUAUGCGGUAUCCAUUCCAUUCUUCUCGGAAAAUCAUCCCUUGCUCUCGGGCGAACAAAAUGGUCAACGUUUGCAGGCCUACUACACUUAUGGCCGGAUGUUGGUGAAGUUGGCCGAGGCCAUAGGUCGCUUGGUAUUGGCUGGACGUGAAAUGUCUCGUUUGGCUGGCUUCACGGCGCGCAUGACCGAAUUAAUCAAAGUGCUGAGUGAUCUGAACAAAGGACGUUACGAACGGACAAUGGUGAAUAAUAUACUGAAUGGCGAUAAUGGCUUUGGUCCAAAUAAGGGCAUUAUGACGUUCGUUGAUAAUAUCAUUAGAUUCGAAAAAGUGCCGCUUGUUACACCCAACGGCGAUGUGCUGGUCAAGGAGCUGACCUUCGAAGUGAAAUCGGGCAUGAACGUCUUGGUUUGUGGUCCAAACGGCUGUGGCAAGUCUAGUUUAUUCCGCAUACUCGGUGAGCUGUGGCCCACGUGGGGUGGUAAGUUGACCAAGCCGCCACGUGGUAAACUCUUCUAUAUUCCCCAACGCCCAUACAUGACAUUGGGCUCAUUGCGCGAUCAGAUAAUCUACCCACAUACGCGCGAUGAAAUGUUGCGCAGCGGUAAGAGCGACGAAGACCUUAUGAAAUAUUUGGAUAUUGUGCAGCUGACCUAUUUGGAGCAGCGUGAAAAUGGUUUGAAUGCCGUUGAGGAUUGGAUAGAUGUUUUGUCGGGUGGUGAAAAGCAACGCAUUGCCAUGGCGCGUCUCUUCUAUCACAGUCCACAGUUCGCCAUUCUAGAUGAAUGCACCAGUGCGGUGUCAGUCGAUGUCGAGGGUAAAAUGUAUAGUUAUUGUCGCGAAGCAGGCAUUACGUUAUUCACGGUGUCCCAUCGCAAAUCACUGUGGACGCAUCACGACUACUAUUUGCAGUUCGAUGGGCGUGGUAGCUAUGAAUUCGGACCAAUCGAUCAAGCCAAAGAGCAAUUUGGCUCGUAAAAAUAUAAAAUAAGUGAAAGGAUAAACCACAUUUAUUUGUAGAUAAAGUAAUAACAACAACAACAACAGUUAAUGAUGACAACGGGAGUAUAGCCGGUGUGUUGUCACCUACGUACGCCUGACUGUGCAUAGAAAUAUUUAAUAUUGCCGAGACGAUUCCAUUUGUACGAUAAUGUAUUGUAUUUUAUUUGAUGACUGUAUGCACAUGCAAUGCAUACAUUUAUAUGUAUAUAUAUAGUAUAUAUAUGUAUAUGUGCAUACGCACUUGGUUGGAAUCCAGCAAAAAUGUUGUUAUACAAUUUUAAAUACAUAUUAGUCUUAGGUGUGUAGGUGCGAAAACAAUUCUUUAGUGUAUUAAAUGGUGAUCUUCUAUAGCAUAAACUAAAAUUUUCCUCCAAAAGCUUUGUAAUAUUGUAGUAUCUGCUUUUGUUGCUUGAAUAAUUUGCAGUUAUCUAAGUUAUGUGUGUAUGUAUUUGUAAAUUGGUGCUGGGGGCAAUUAAUUCGAAGCGGAUGGAGCUAGUGAACUGCAGCAUAUCUGAUUUGUUUUGUUUAGUUUAUUAUUUAAAUUAGCUAAUUACGCACUAAGCUUAUUCCAAAUAUAUAAUUUACAUAAAGGGUAUUCAUAGAAAAGCGUGCACAACCCUCGCAUAUCUGCUCGGCGUGUGGAUCAGCUGUGUUCAUUCCUGUAUGAUAAGUUUGCGACUUCAGGUGUGUAAUAAAUGAAAAUUAUGCUUCUAUAUUUGUUAUUUGUCAAUGUGAAUAUACUGCCUUUCAUACCAACGAAACAAAUUAUUUAGAUUUCUCUUAAACAUUUUUUUCUACGCUUGGUUGUCGUUGUCUCCAUCUCACUGUAGUCCAAAAAUCUUCGUUUCCGUAAGUGCUUUUUUAAAUUUUAAACAAAAAAAUUUGAAAUACGUCUGAGUUAGCCAGAACUGGCGCGUAGGGUAGCGCGAACUUUUCGUCUGGAGAAGAUGCAGCUGAUACUUUGUGAUUUUCAAAUCAGCGAUAAAUAUCCCAGGUUUUAUUUACGGAUACCCAUAUAAAAUUAUUGUUGUAAUUUGCUUUUGAAAAAUGCUAUGAAAUUCUGAAACUUAAAUUAUGCAAUGAAAUAGAAAAAAGUCAGGCUUAGCAACUAAUUAUCUUGUAUACAUGAAAACAUACUUGUAUAUUGUAAAAAAAAAUAUAUAUAAAUUGUAUAAACAAAUAAAAUAAUAAAUGCAAAAAAUGUAUUAAAAAUAA